AUGGCUGACAAUAAUGCUGCCCUCAUUCUUGCAAUCUCUUGGACGGAGACUUGCAUUGGGCUGAUCCUUUUCGCGCUGCGGUUUGUGAGCAAUUGGAAGUUCGUGGGCCGGUUCCGAUGGGAUUUUGCUAUCGCUGGCUUGACAGUGGCGACUGAGACCACAGCUCAGGUGUUUCUGCAGCUUUCAGUCAAUGCUGGAAUGGGCCAGCAUAUAAGUGCUCUCUCCGACGACGGUAUAGUUCUAGCGUUGAAAUGGUCGUGGGUAUUUCAGCUGCUGGCCAUCGCUGCUAGUAUGCUGGGUAAGCUUGCAAUUCUUGCUUUUCUGGUACAGAUCCGUGGUCGCCACGAGAAAAAACCAUGGCUGUUGAUUGUUCUUGGAGUGCUUAUUGGAGCGAUCAACAUUGCCGUGCUUGGAACUAUCCUCGGCCAGUGCCAGCCAAUGCACAAAUUGUGGGAUGACUCUGUGGAAGGAACUUGUGAUCCAGGGCGCAAGAUUAAUCAGAACUAUUCGUUCUUCCAAGCCAGCUUCAAUUCAUUCACUGAUGCGGUAUUGGCAACUUACCCGGUCCAUCUCUUCUGGAAGCUUCAAAUGAAGUUGAGGAUCAAGAUAGCCUUGUCUAUACUGAUGGGACUGGGAUGGAUAGCCGCAGUUUGCUCCGCUGUUAAAACAUACGAGCUCAAGGCGCUGACCGAAACAACAGACAUAACAUGGGCUCAAUCCUCACUCGUGAUAUGGGCGUCGACAGAAGCGUGGAUCGUCAUCGUUGUGGGCUGCGUGCCGCCGAUUCGACCUCUCAUGGAAAGAGUCCUCCAACGCCUCGGUCUGACCUCUAAGAAAACAUCCACGCCGUAUCAAUAUCGCAACUCGAGCGGAAACGCAGCCUAUGGCACGAACAAGUCCAACCCUACCAGCCAUACUCAUUUCCAAUCCAAUGCUUACCGCGGAAAGACCUUCGGUGGCGAAGAUGACGACCCGGGCUGGAUGGAGCUCACGGCGACCGAGGGGCCAAAUGGAAGCAAGGAACACAUUGUUAGCGGAUCCAGAGACGUGGUCAUCACUACCGACAUUGUGACUCGGUUCGAGGAUAUGGAGAACCAUGCCGGGCCGUCAUCGGGCGAUGACAGUAUCUCGGGAGAGGACUUGAUUCGACACAACACCAACGACAGGAAAGGUGUUUGA
Messenger RNA from Penicillium brevicompactum, 1179 nucleotides. RefSeq lists its product as uncharacterized. The record is from RefSeq and is a predicted model, not a curated record. The transcript is spliced from 5 exons. Lineage: Eukaryota; Fungi; Ascomycota; Eurotiomycetes; Eurotiales; Aspergillaceae. Bases 1 to 1179 code for a protein of 392 amino acids.